This is a messenger RNA of Trichogramma pretiosum, 2085 nucleotides long. Its product is annotated as synaptotagmin-10-like. The transcript has 10 exons. The record is from RefSeq and is a predicted model, not a curated record. Gene Ontology annotation, biological process: calcium-ion regulated exocytosis; regulation of dopamine secretion; cellular response to calcium ion. The coding region runs from base 306 to 1760 and encodes 484 amino acids. Gene Ontology annotation, cellular component: membrane. Gene Ontology annotation, molecular function: calcium-dependent phospholipid binding; SNARE binding; clathrin binding. Lineage: Eukaryota; Metazoa; Arthropoda; Insecta; Hymenoptera; Trichogrammatidae.
CAGCCCUCGAGCGCUGCUGCUCACUGCUCUCCUUAACGCGCGAUCCGUGCACACACUUAUGUUGAUACGCGAUACAAGAGCCGUCGUCGACGUUCGCCAAAGUCCGCGCUUCGCGCGCGCCGUGCCAGACGCUCUCAUCUGCUUCGGAACGAACGAAAAACAGAAAAUAAACAUUUGAUCGAAUCGAAGGAAAAUCGAAGUAAAGGUAAAUAAGCAUCGCUGAAGUCGAGCUAGCUCUCGUUGGAAGGCGCCAGCCCGGCUCGCGCUCAGCCCGAUCACGAUCGCCCGCCCGGCAGUGCGGGAGCAUGGGAGUGGCCAGGCCACUAGCUGAAAGCAUCCUUCGAGACGGAAGCAGCUUGCCCAGCGACGACGCCAACCGAUCUCUGCAGAUCAUCACCGGUGACGAGUGGUCGGAAAACUUUUCUUAUCUAUUAUUGAUAGGCGCUGGCGCGGCUCUAAUGGCCAUGGUGCUCCUCGCAGCAGUUAGUUUUCAGUGCUCAGCAACUUGGCGUUGGCUGCUAGGAAUAGCAGGUCAGGAUAUUUCAGAUGAUAUAGAAAGCGAUCUUUCCCAGCAAAGCGCGAUUCGCAUUAGCCACUCAUUACCCGACCUUCAGUCGGAACCCGUAACUCAUGAAUAUGUGCAAGAACAAAAAGAUAACAAAAAGGUUCUUCGCCAAACCACCUUACCUAUCGUUCCGACGAGACAUCAGAACUUUCAACGUCAACUGUCGCACCGACUUGACUUACCAAACGUCAAAUUUAGUGUUUGCAGCUUGGAAAAUCGAAGUGACUCGCGACUGGGACUCAUCAAACCUGAACUUUACAAAAAAGAUUUAACACGCCAAGAAAGUAACGAAAGCUCGAGUACUGGUGAGAUGGAAACAGCUGGAAAACUUCAUUUUGCACUUCGAUAUGACAAAGAAAUAGAAGGUCUUGUUGUCAAGGUUUUGGAAGCACGAGAAUUGCCUAUAAAAGAUGUUUCUGGCAGCAGUGAUCCAUAUGUUAAAGUUUAUUUACUUCCUGAUCGUAAAAAAAAAUAUCAAACAAAAGUUCAUAGAAAAAAUUUAAAUCCGAUUUUCAAUGAAACUUUUAUAUUCAGUGUAUCUCAUGAUGAUUUGCGCGAAAGAUAUCUGCAGUUUUCUGUGUAUGAUUUCGAUCGAUUUUCCCGUCAUGAUUUGAUAGGACAGGUCGUAUUGCGGGAUCUUACUGAUUGUACUGACUUUAAACACGAGAUCGAAUAUACGAUGGAUAUAAUGUGUGCAACACAGGAUAAAGUCAAUUUGGGAGAAUUAAUGCUUUCGCUGUGUUAUUUACCAACUGCUGGUCGGUUAACGCUUACCGUCAUAAAAGCUAGAAAUCUCAAGAAAAUGGAUAUAACGGGAUCCUCAGAUCCGUACGUCAAAGUCUAUUUGCUGUGCCAAGGAAAAAGAAUCAAAAAGAAAAAAACGAGCGUGAAAAAAGGUUGUUUAUCACCAGUAUAUAAUGAGGCUCUUGUAUUUGACGUUCCAGCUGAAAAUGUUGAAGAUGUUAGUUUAAUAAUAAAAGUUAUUGAUUACGACAGAAUUGGAUCAAAUGAACUGAUGGGAUGCACAGCGAUAGGUGCUAGUUUUAUUGGAAUCGGGCGCGAUCACUGGCUAGAAAUGCUGGACAAUCCACGUAAACCAGUUGCCCAAUGGUAUACUCUAACAGAAACCAUUGCUGGACAUAUUCCAUCUGCUGAACAAUUACCUAUUAGUUUGAGUUGUUUGACGAGAAGAUGAAGUUGCGACUAUGAUGCUAGGAAUCCUCCUAACUGGAGUAGUUUUCGGCAUGACGAAGAUCGAAGGCGACAACGACCUCUCAGAAAACAGAAUAGGGUCUAUAAAUAAUUAUCAAAAAAAUGAUUCAAAUGGAAAUGCUCAAAAACUAGUAUUUAUACUUACGGUCGUGAAAAAUGAAAUGUUAGUUAACAAUUAUCCACUAUAUUAACUAAUAUAAAAGAGGAUGUGUGGUCAAAAUUGUGACACAGACAAUUACGUACAAAUGAUACUUGAAAAAUACAUUUAGUACGUAAAAAAAAUAUCGUUGCAUUAUCAUUUAAAGUUA